CAAAAUAAUACAUUUUCAGAACCUCACUUUUCUUAGGUAAGAAUACGAAAAUAUGAGCUGGGAUUGAGUACACACAUCAUCUCCAUCGUCUGUUGCACCUGAAGAUAAAGUAACAUCAGCUGUAGGACAAAGUUAAACAUCUCGACCAGUCUGUACUCUAGAAUCUGCUGGAUGACUCAGGUCUCAUGCUGCCAUUAGACUCAGGCCUUGAGACCUGCCAGUCCUGGCUGAAGCCAUCAACUGGAUGAUCGGUCAGUGAUCUGUCUAUCCUGAUCCACCCAAGCUCCUUCUGAUUAAGAUGAGUUAUUUGAUUUAUGUUUAUCCCAAAUCAUGGCGGGGCCGAUCCUUAAUGAAGAAAUCCACCACACCGGCGUAAUGACUCAUGCAAAUAAUUUAAUCUGAAACCUUAGCCAUUUUUACAUUCCUCCAACUAAAUACAAGCAGCGUGAUCGAGCUAGACCUGCGUAUAAUUUGCCUUUUAUUUGUGAAAGGUCCAUUAGUGGAAGUUGUAGUUGUUUGGAGAAGAAAGGUAAAAAGGUAAAUACAAAUUUAAAAACAAAAACAAGAAUAAAAUUGAAAAAAAGAGGAAAUAAAGAAGAAAGAACAAAACCAUCUACCUGAUGCUCUGAAACAAAAUAAGCAACUGGUUGUUUCUGCGUCACACGCACGACAGGAAGUUAAAGAAAACCCGGAAGUAGAUCGGCAUUUGUUAGCCAAGGCUAAGCUAACGUAAACGCAGACGAAAGAUGACGGACUCUUCGCUUCUCAGCUCUGAGCUGGAGUUACAGCAACAAGAGGAAUUAUAUCAGCAACUGCUGCUACAGACGAUGGGAAAGCUGCAGGCAGAAGCUCCGGAAUCCAAAGUUAUCCGACCUCAACCCGGCAUGUGUGUGAAGACCUUCUCCGAGGCGGACAAAGAGAAGGUCUUCAUCAACAUCUGUCACUCCAGCUCGGUCCCACCUCCACCAGAGCUCAGCCGAGAGGAGCUGACGGCGCUGCUCCAGUCAGAGGAUCCCAGCGGCUACAGAGUUCCCAUGAGCCUCGGAGAGCCUCACCCAGAAGUAGACAACAACAGUCAGGCGUGCACAGCUUAUGACGUUGUCGUCAACCAGGACUUCUUCCACAAGUGUCAGAAGGAUCCUCUGUUCCUGCAGUUCUUGAUUCUGGUUUCUGCUGAGGGUUUGGAGAACAAAUACAGCCUGGAGCUAAGCAGGGACUGGAAGGUGCUGAAGAACAGGAAGUUCCUGGGUUCUGUCAGUGAGCAGAACAUCAGGACAAAGAGCAGGCCAGUGAUCCAAGAGCUUCAGACUCAGAAUAACUCCACGUGCACAGCCAAAAGGCCGGAUUUCACCUUGUUUGUGGAGCCCCGUGGUGGGCAGAUGGAGUACCUCACUGCAGAGAUAAAGCUGCCUGGAGUGGCUUCAUCACACGCUUUGGUUCUGGAUGUCGGAGAGGACCAGCUGGUGUUGAGCGCCCGGCCAAUGCUCUACCAUCUGGACAUCUUCCACCCUUUCCUCAUAGACCAGGAGCAAAGUGAAGCCCAGUUCAACAAGCACACUCAGAUCCUGACUGUCACUAUGCCCGUGCUUUCAUCUGCUUGAAACUUUUGUCCACUUCUUAAUUUUUUCCUUCCAAAUGUUUUUAAAAUCCAUUAAAAAAUAUUCAAAUGAA
Messenger RNA from Nothobranchius furzeri (turquoise killifish), 1671 nucleotides. It is a transcript of the gene pih1d1, whose product is annotated as PIH1 domain containing 1. Gene Ontology annotation, cellular component: R2TP complex; cytoplasm; ribonucleoprotein complex. Lineage: Eukaryota; Metazoa; Chordata; Actinopteri; Cyprinodontiformes; Nothobranchiidae. The record is from RefSeq and is a predicted model, not a curated record. Gene Ontology annotation, biological process: rRNA processing; box C/D snoRNP assembly.